AUGAUCGCAACCACUACAACUACCAACCCUCCCCCUGAAAAGCAAGACAUACAGACAGGGCUCAACUACUGGGGAGGCACCAACGACCCGAUCAUCAUCGACUUUGCCAAACCCGACGGAAAGCAGAAAUUCGCAGAGGUAGAAAAGCAACAAGCGAAGCAUCCCGUCCUCAUCCACGACAUCCGCGGAACCGAGGACCAGUACACACUAGAAACACAUGGAUUCCAGUACUUUCACGAUGAGGUCCCCGAGCUCGACGACUGGACCGACGAGCAAAAGGUCACUGACACCCUUAUCCCCAAGUCAGAGGAGCUGGUCCGCAAAAUAACCGGCGCGAAAGAAACAAUCACCUUCGCGCAUCGCAUCCGCUGCUUCUCCUCCGAUGAAGCAAAGCUAGCCGACAAUCGCGCCCCAGCGCACAGCGUCCACACGGACUUCACCGUCGCGGGUGCGCUGCGGCAUCUCGAAAAUGAGGUCUCCGACCCGGAGCGCGUCAAGCAGCUGUUAAGCGGUCGAGUCAUGAUCAUCAAUGUCUGGCGGCCGUUGAAGACCGUUCAACGGGAUCCGCUCGCUGUCUGUGACUGGCAGUCUACCAACCCGCAGCAGGAUAUCGUGCCGUAUCGGCUGGUCCUUCCGCAGGGCUGGAACGAGCUGAGUAAGGUGCGGCACAACGAGGAUCACCGGUGGUACUAUCUCAGUCAACAGCAGCGUGAUGAGCCGCUGGUGUUUAAGCAGUUUGAUAGCGACCGGUUGGAGGAGGGGGGAUUUACCCUAGCUCAUAGCGCUUUUGAGCUCCCUUCCAUUAUGGAUCAUGAGCCUCGGCAGAGCAUUGAGACUAAGAUGUUUGUGUUUUUGUAA
Molecule: messenger RNA, 858 nt
Organism: Aspergillus pseudoviridinutans
Lineage: Eukaryota; Fungi; Ascomycota; Eurotiomycetes; Eurotiales; Aspergillaceae
Exons: 2
Coding region: 1-858 (285 amino acids)
Molecular function (GO): oxidoreductase activity
Source: RefSeq, a predicted model, not a curated record